Molecule: messenger RNA, 1218 nt
Organism: Limanda limanda (common dab)
Lineage: Eukaryota; Metazoa; Chordata; Actinopteri; Pleuronectiformes; Pleuronectidae
Product: PR domain zinc finger protein 12-like
Exons: 5
Coding region: 1-1218 (405 amino acids)
Biological process (GO): neurogenesis
Cellular component (GO): nucleus
Molecular function (GO): histone methyltransferase binding
Source: RefSeq, a predicted model, not a curated record
AUGGGCUCCGUGCUGCCCGCCGACGCCCUGGCUCUCAAGUCUGGAUUUAAGUGUCCGAGCCGUGCGCUGUCGGACGUGAUCACCUCGGACAUCCUGCACAGCUUCCUGUACGGCAGGUGGAGGAACGUGCUGGGCGAACACCUGGCGGAGGAGAGGCACCAGGGCACCGGCUGCAGCCCCAAGACCGCGUUCACCGCCGAGGUGCUGGCGCAGUCCUUCGCUGGAGAGGUGCAGAAGCUGUCCAGUCUGGUGCUGCCCAGCGAGGUGAUCAUUGCGCAGAGCUCCAUCCCCGGAGAAGGUCUGGGCAUCUUCUCAAAGAACUGGAUCAAGGCCGGGACAGAGAUGGGUCCCUUCACUGGGAGAGUCCUGUCCCCUGAGCACGUAGACCUGCUCAAGAACAACAACCUCAUGUGGGAGGUGUUCAAUGAAGAUGGCACGGUGCGUUAUUUCAUCGAUGCCAGUCAGGAGGAUCAGCGCAGCUGGAUGACCUACAUCAAGUGCGCCAGGAACGAGCAGGAGCAAAACCUGGAGGUGGUGCAGAUCGGCAGCAGCAUCUUCUACAAGGCUGUGGAGACCAUCCCUCCAGACCAGGAGCUUCUCGUCUGGUAUGGAAACACACACAACACGUUCCUGGGAAUCCCUGGAGUUCCUGGAAUAGAUGAAGAGCACCUGAAGAAAAGCAGGAAUGGUGAGAAACAUUUAAAUAACCCCCCCCCCUCCUCCUUGUUUCCUCUUCUAGAUGAAUCCCACUCCUGUGAGGGCCACAUCUCCUGCUCUCCCACCUCCUCCUCCUCCUCCUCUUCCUCCUCAUCUUCCUCCUCCUCCUCCUCCUCUGCGGGUCGCAUGCGCUGCGUCAUCUGCCACCGCGGCUUCAACUCCCGCAGCAACCUUCGCUCGCACAUGCGCAUCCACACCCUGGACAAGCCCUUCGUGUGCCGCUUCUGCAGCCGUCGCUUCAGCCAGUCGUCCACGUUGCGCAACCACGUCCGGCUGCACACGGGCGAGCGGCCCUACAAGUGUCACGUGUGCCAAAGCGCGUACUCGCAGCUGGCCGGCCUGCGCGCGCACCAGAAGAGUGCGCGUCACAAGCCGGUGGUCUCCAACGUGGACGUGCCCUCGCGCGUGUCCCCUCCCCCCCCCCCACAGAUGACGGCCAUGAUCCACCACCACCAGCACCAGAUGCCCCUGGUGCACCACAUGCCCACCAUGGUGCUAUGA